UGAGAAUGACAGUGAGUAGACAAACGUAGCCAACAACAUGUUCUACCUCCCACUUUGCGUUCUGUACUUCCUGGAGCUGCUCGCUUUGCUCUUCCUGAGACUCAUCGUCUGAAGGCUGCACAGCUAAGUCAGAUACCCCUGAAACAUGGACGUCUACGACCUCUUGUGGAUGAAGAGCCGGGACGUGGCCGAGCAGACGCUCCAAGUCCCGUUUGUUCAGCACAUGCAGGCCGGAGACCUGCAGGCGGACUGCUACACCUGCUUCAUGAUCCAGGACAUCAACUACCUGGUGAGGGUCACAGACAUGCUGGGAGUCAUGUGUGAGCGGGGGGGCCUCCCAGAGGACAUCCGUCUGUUCAUGGAGAACAGAUACAGGAGCUACAAGGAGUAUGCCAACCAAACCCUGCAUCAGUUCAACCUCAGAGGCGUGUCGGACAUCCAGCCCAUCCCAGCCAUGGAGAAAUACCUGAGGGAUUAUAAGGCCAUCAUGGAGGAAGAGGAGCCAAUCUUUUUUGCCGUGGCUCUCCUGCCCUGCGCCAGGCUCUGGCUGUGGCUCGCCACCAGCCUCCAGGAGAAGGAGUUAAACGCCUACUUCACCUGGAAGAAAAACAACAUGGUCGGUCACCCUGAGAAGCAUUACAGAGCGCUGCUGGACGGGCACCUGACAACCCCUGACCAGGUCCAACGGGCAGACUGGGUCUUCCGCAGGCAGAUGCAGAACGAGCACGACUUCUUUGCAGCUGCGCUCAGAUAGCAGAUAGCCAGCAGAGGCUGCAGCUCUGUCUUAGCUUUUGACUGCGUGAUUUAAAUAGCCCACUGUUUUAUGUCUCUUCCGGCUUUUGUGCUCCUUUUACCAGAAAUGUACAAGGCACAGACUUCUGCUCCAACAAUGCCUCAUUAAAACUAGAGUUUGAG
Molecule: messenger RNA, 915 nt
Organism: Menidia menidia (Atlantic silverside)
Lineage: Eukaryota; Metazoa; Chordata; Actinopteri; Atheriniformes; Atherinopsidae
Source: the annotation of a GenBank genome assembly